AUGAGUGUCAUGAUACAGUCGGCCAUUCGGGUAGUUCAACCCUCCCAUAACACCAAACGGCCUCGCGUGCAACAUGUAGCUGAGCGGAAGAGCAUGGACGACUUCACCUACGACGUCCGGUGUCUCUUCGAGGCACCGCUGGAAACAGAGCGCUUGCUGGCUAUAUCACUACAACUACAGGAGGAAUGUAGAGAAAGACUACGGAAGUCGGAUAUAUCCAUGCUACCCUCAUAUCAACACACACUACCGACGGGUAACGAAUGUGGUGACUUUCUCGCGCUGGACGUGGGUGGUUCGACAUUCCGCAUUGCUCUCAUACGGCUUACUGGAAAGUCGAAACCUGGCGGCGAUGGGUUGCAGAUUAGACGUAUACGGAGUUUUCACAUUGACGAGCAGAUUCGCGGCUUGCAAGGACAGGCAUUUUUCGAUUGGAUGGCUGAUCGAAUGGGCGACAUGCUCGGUCAAUACCGAUACAUGUGUGGUGCGCCGGAGAAACCGCUGCUGAUGGGUCUCACAUGGUCCUUUCCGUUGGAGCAGACCUCACCACGAAGCGGAAAGUUACUCGCUAUGGGAAAGGGAUUCAAAGCUACCUGGGGAGUGGAUGGCGAGGAUUUGAGUGAGCUCAUCAUGCGAUCUUGCACUCGCAAAGGACUGAACGUCGAAAUGCGUGCGAUUGUCAACGAUGGAGCGGCAACUUUGAUGUCACAAGCUUACCGAGACCCGUCGACACGAAUGUCGUUGAUCUUGGGCACUGGCACAAAUGCUGGAGUUUUCCUUCCAGUGAAGGCACUCCACCCUGCAAAGUUUGGAGAGAGACCCGAUAGCUGGUACGCAGAAGCUCACCGUGUUCUCAUCAACACUGAGCUCAGCAUGGUCGGAAAAGACGUCCUCCCUACAACGCGGUGGGAUGACAUGCUCAACGCCGACCACCCUUUACCGGACUUUCAACCUCUGGAAUACCUCAUCACCGGUCGCUACCUGGGCGAAAUCGUACGUUUGAUACUUUUAGACGCCACCGAAACGAUAGAUCUUUUCAAUGGACAGAUACCCGAAGGCUUGGACCAGCCUUACAGCUUCGAUUCCCGCAUUAUUGCGGCAUUUGAGAGCGAUACGACGCCCACGCUUGACACUGCAAAAGCUACAUUCAUACAGGCACAUCCCUCCCGGUCUACAAUCCGGCUCUGCGAGCUUGAGUUCAUCCGCGACGUUGCCGGACUGGUGUCACGACGAGCAGCGGCUUACCUCGCCACUGCUUUGCAUGCACUGUGGGUCAUUCGCACGGAGGCAGAACAUCUCGAGCCGGGCGAAGCGACACAUGUUACAGUGGCUUGUAAUGGCACCGUCAUCGAGAAGUAUCCUAGAUAUAAGGAACUCUGCCAGCAACAUCUCGACGACAUGUGCGAACGAUCUGGAGCUUCACGGGGUGCCGUGACUUUGAAGAUGGCUCCUGAGAGCUCCAUCUUCGGAGCGGCGGUCGCAGUUGCCUGCAUGGAAGAUGGACUAUGA
This is a messenger RNA of Ramularia collo-cygni, 1506 nucleotides long. Its product is annotated as related to Hexokinase-1. Gene Ontology annotation, biological process: glucose 6-phosphate metabolic process; glycolytic process; intracellular glucose homeostasis. NCBI's taxonomy places the organism in Eukaryota, Fungi, Ascomycota, Dothideomycetes, Mycosphaerellales, Mycosphaerellaceae. Gene Ontology annotation, molecular function: D-glucose binding; mannokinase activity; glucokinase activity. Gene Ontology annotation, cellular component: cytosol; mitochondrion. The transcript has a single exon. The record is from RefSeq and is a predicted model, not a curated record. Bases 1 to 1506 code for a protein of 501 amino acids.